UUUUGGUGAUCCAAAAUUAGAAGCAGAGGGUUAGUUUUCUUGAGCAAGGGUUCAACUGUCGUCUCUCAUCUUCCUUAUUCGCACACUCACUCACUGCGAGUGAGUGUUAGGGUUCCAGAUGAUCCUAACCCAUGGAGCACUCCGCCCGUAUCCUUCUUGCCUGACCCGUUUAUCCCGCCUGACCCGACACCUAAACCUAUCUUUCCCAAACAAGAACCCAUUUUCGAUUUCAGUUUCCAGGUAUGCAAGCUCCCAAUUCAGCCCCAUUCUUUCAGUUUCUCACCGGCAUUCGAUUUCAUGUGUACAAAAAGGAGAUCAAGUAUCUGUUGAGCAACCAGAAAUCAUAUUUAUGGGGACAGGAACCAGUGAAGGAAUUCCACGAGUGAGCUGCCUUACUGAUCCCUUAAAGAAAUGCCCGGUUUGUGCAAAAGCUGUGGAACCCGGAAAUAAGAAUAGGAGACUUAAUACAAGCAUCCUUAUUCGUUUUCCGAAACCUUCUGGCACAUGUAACAUACUUAUAGAUGCUGGCAAGUUCUUUUACCAAAGUGCUCUCCGUUGGUUCCCUACUUAUGGGAUAAGAACAAUAGAUGCAGUUGUAAUAACUCACUCUCAUGCUGAUGCAAUUGGAGGUUUGGAUGACCUUCGUGACUGGACAAACAACGUCCAACCACAUAUUCCUAUCUAUGUAGCUGAGCGUGACUUUGAGGUGAUGAAAAAAACACAUUAUUAUUUAGUAGACACGAGUGUUGUCACACCUGGAGCUGCAGUCUCAGAGCUGCAAUUUGAUAUCAUACAUGAAAAACCAUUCAUUGUACAUGAUCUUAAGUUUACUCCACUACCAGUGUGGCAUGGCCGUAAUUACCGUUCACUUGGCUUCCGCUUUGGCAACGUUUGUUACAUCAGUGAUGUUAGUGAAAUACCUGAUGAAACUUAUCCCCUUUUAAGAGACUGUGAAAUCCUUAUAAUGGAUGCAUUAAGGCCAGAUCGAUCCUCUUCAACACAUUUUGGACUCCCAAAGGCUUUGGAAGAAGUAAGAAAAAUCAAGCCAAAAAGAACCCUUUUCACAGGUAUGAUGCAUUUGAUGGAUCAUGAGAAAGUGAAUGAAGGUCUGUUGAAGUUGAUGGAAACUGAAGGUCUUGAUGUACAACUCAGUUAUGACGGGCUUCGUGUUCCGAUAAAUUUAUAAAAUUUAAAGCAGUAAACUGAUCAUUUGUAUUCAUUUAUAGAAUCUCAAUUUAUUUUGGAUUACUUCUGAAAUAAUGGUUUUGGCUCACAUAAUCUGCCUUAUAAUUUGAUGGCCACCAUGAGCUUAUUAUGAUGUGCAAUUUAGUGGCACUCUUGUAAUUUUAAGAUAGUAUCAUUAUGUUAUGAAUUUUUAAAUGGAAUUAUUUUGGUGUUA
Messenger RNA from Helianthus annuus (common sunflower), 1399 nucleotides. Its product is annotated as putative hydrolase C777.06c. NCBI's taxonomy places the organism in Eukaryota, Viridiplantae, Streptophyta, Magnoliopsida, Asterales, Asteraceae. The record is from RefSeq and is a predicted model, not a curated record. The transcript has 12 exons. Bases 119 to 1186 code for a protein of 355 amino acids.